Messenger RNA from Galendromus occidentalis (western predatory mite), 4853 nucleotides. RefSeq lists its product as uncharacterized. The transcript has 2 exons. The record is from RefSeq and is a predicted model, not a curated record. Bases 2 to 4789 code for a protein of 1595 amino acids. NCBI's taxonomy places the organism in Eukaryota, Metazoa, Arthropoda, Arachnida, Mesostigmata, Phytoseiidae.
GAUGGCUCCGCUCCAGCUCGACGCUAUUUUCGGUGUCAAGAAAUCUGGUUCCGUAGCCAACACCCUCAGUCUGGAGACCGAAAUGGAGAUCCGAAGCCCGGACGAGACGAUCAACAUGGGACUCACGUCGUCGGCGAAGAUUUCCCUCUGGCAACGAAGCAACAAGGUCGACAUCGAGACCACCGUCAAUUCUUCCGGAAGAACGUCGACGAUCGUUUUCAAGAACGUUCUCGACGCGACAUCGUGGAGCAUCGAUUGGCGUUACCGAGGAGCCAGGCAACCCGAGCAGCGCAUCCUCAGCUCUGGGACCUACAACCUCGAGCUUCCGAAACUCCACCUCCGCGGAGUGUUCGAAAUGGACAUGCGCCCUCUGGGAGAGCGCUUCGUGAUCGAGCCCGUGGCUCUUAACUCCGAGCUCAUGCUCCACCAGAACGAAAUCGGUUUCCUGACCGAGCUCAGCGAGAACACCAAGGACACCAUCCUCCGCGUGGCUGCGAAGGCCAUCAACGAGCGAGCCCAUAAGCAGCUCGACCUCGACCUCAACAUCAGGGGCAAACCGUACCACGGUCGAAUUCAGAUCGACGGACAGGACCUGGGAUCGGGAUGGUCUCUCAACGUGGAUACCAGGAACGGCGACAAGUCGUUCGGAGCGAGAGGAGGCCUCCGCCUUGAAGGGAACUCCUUCUCCGCCAAUGUGGACCUCGAGUCGUCCUACCCGGAGUUCUCAAACGCCAAGCUCCUCCUCCAGAGCCAGAACGUCAAACCCGGCAGCCUGCUCCUCAACGCCGAAUACGCUCUCGGAAAGCACUUCAUGAAAGCUGAGGCGACCGCCACCUCGAGACUCCUCGAAGCCGACGUUCGCAGCUCGUUCGAAGACUGGAAGAACGUCAAGCUUUCGGCCGCGUGGAAGCUCGAACCGAAAAUCAACGUUGUCGUCAACUUCUCGACAGUCAAAAUGGCGAACAACGUCCUUGACGUCGAAGUCGAUCCCCGCGACGGACUCACCGCCCGAGCGCGUGUCACCGUUCCGACGAUGUACAACGGCAACCUCCUCGAAGGGAACUUCAGGUUCUCGAACGGCAAGGGACGACUCGAUGUUCUCCACCGUGGAGUCCAGAAAGCCAGGCUCGUGUUCGACGUCAAGAACGACGGUGUCUUCAAGAGUCUCGCAUCCGUCCUCUCCUACGACAUCGAUGGCGUUUCCGAUCGGUGGAAUUUCGAUUUCGGACUCGAGAACGACGCAAGGAAGGUCUACGACGCCAAGGUGAAGCUCGCGAAGAAUUCGAAUCUGAUUUUCGAAGUCAGCUAUCUGGGUGCCUUGAGCCUCGAGAACGGUGUUCUCCUCAAGAACCGAAUGGAAGUUCAGACGGUGAUCCCCGGAUUCUGGAGGAGGGCCUACGUUUUGAACGAAGUCGUCGCCAACUCGGAGAACUUGCGCUCCCGUCACGAAAUGGGAAAGUCCGCCAAGGACGUCCAGUACAGCAUCGACGUUUCCGGAAAGCUCGUCAACGAGCGCGACUCGUUCGCCUUGGAAGGAAAGCUCGACGGUCGAUGGGAACGUUCGCUCCGAGGAUCCGUCUCGGGUGAGCUCAAGAGCGACAAGAAGAACACCAUCGCGUUCGAGAGCCGAGUCGAGUCGAACCGAGCCCCUGUCUGCUCGAGCAAGUUGACGCUCGCCCGUCGGCGGCGCCUCGUCGAACUCGAGGCGAGCUGGGAAGCGCCCCGUAUGACGCAGGGCAUGUUGUUGAACAUGAGGUCCGGGAUCGAGGACAACGACGCUUUCGUCUUUGACACCAAGCUCGAGAGGGAUCAAGCGGCGGAGAAGACCACCGAACUCUCGGUUCGGGUUCCCCUCCAGCUGAGGAACAUCGACGGCCACCUCAAGAUCAAGAUGCCGGAGGAAUUCGGCGGUCAAGCUCUCGCGUUGAAUUUGAUGGCGAAGAACUCGAUGUUCAACGUCGACGCAGGAGUCUCGAUGGACGGAGGUCGUCAUCAAAUGUCCGGGCAGCUCGCUGCCUCGUGGGAUCGAGAUUUCACACUGAACGGCAUGCUCAGGAGGAACGGUGACAACAUCGCCAAGGCUAUCCUGAAGGCUUCCUGGAGACGUCCUGAAGCCUACGAGGGCUCGGCCGAGAUCAUGCACAACGGCGUUUCCUACAAAGCCAACAUCGACGGAUCCUGGACUCCUGAGAGUGGUGACAUUUCGCUUGGGGCGGAAUCCUCUCAAUGGAGCCGCAGACACACUCUCCGCGGCGGCUACUCGAUGGCUUCGAAGAGCGGAAACAUGAAAAUCGACAUCGCCAACCUAAAGAUGAACAUCGACUCGAUGAUGUCCGGCCCCUACACGGUCCGAGGAAACGCUCAGUACCGCGGCGAGCAGGUCGGAGAGAUGGAUCUCGUCUUCAAUCCGAACUCGAAACAAGGCAAUCUGGACGCCACCGUGCGAGGUCGCCGCGUGUCUUCGAACUUCAUCGCCAAGCUCGACCAGGGCCAAAUCAAAAUGGAAUUCCCCUCCGGAUCCAGCGGUCUCACGUGGAGCCUCAACCAGGCGGAGCGAAUGUCCAUCGACGGUCAUUGGACUUUCCGGGACGAUAAGUGGCGUCUCGAAAUUUUCCUGGACCCUCACAACGCCCGUGAGGCUGCGGCUCUCGUGUACUUCAAGGAGAAACGGGUUGGAGCCAUUGAGGCUCUCUGGAGACCGAACGACAUGGUUUUCAACAUCGCGUUCGAACACCAGAACGAGCAGCAUGCUUUCAAGAUCGGUUUCAAGAAACCCGAAAACUCUUUCCGUGGAUUCUUCAACUUGAACUGUUUCUGGAUCCAUCCCGAACGGAUCGAGUCCGAGCUCAACGCGGAAUACGGAGGAUCGAAGCUCGCUGUCAAUAGCAAACUCCAAGUCGGAUCGCGAGUCUACUCUGUCGCGAUCGACGGCAACAUCCAGGGAGAACGCAUCAACGGCUCGAUCCAGUACACCUGUCCCACCCACGGAAAGAUGAGCGCCCAGUUCGAAGGGGCACUCGUCCGGAAGGGACUCUACAACGGAUUCAAGGCCAAGCUCGUCUCGGACAAGCUCCAGAAACCGCUCGAGAUCGAAGGCUUCGUCGCAGAAAACGGAGUGAUGUUCGCGCUCAAAACCGAGGGACACGACUCGAGAUUCACCGUCUACAUGGGAAACAAACCGAAUUUCGAGCUCACCGAGAAGGCGGGCUCUCAAUCCGAGACCAGGCAGCAGUCGACCGGAAACGCUCCCCCGACCUACGGAGUCGAGGCUGAGUGGUUCGGAAAGAAAGUUCUCGCGCUCAAGUUGACCGGAAAGAACGAGCACAUGCUCAGCGGUGUCUUCGCAGGGAACUUCGAUUUCGGCGAGAGCUCCGGCAAGCACGAAAUGAUCGUCACCUACAGUCUCGAGAACGUUCGCUCGUUCAAGGUCGAGUUCGACGGAGAGACGAUCCUCGAAGCCAGAAUCCAGACGGGGAAUGAUCAUCUCGUCGAUCUCAAGUGGAACAUGAAAUUCGCCCGGGCCGGAGACCUCGCCCUCAGCUUCAAACACCAACUCGACAGGCAGACAUGGACUAACAAGCUCGAGCUCUCCCAGAACGGCAAGAAACUCGGCUUCGCAAUGCGUCUCAACAAGGACAUCCACGGCUCUAUGCUCCGCGUCGACACUCCCCGCCGAAGCGUGAUGAUGGAGUUGGACAGCAAGAAGCCCUCAGCCGACGGAAGCUUCGCCGGACGUCUCGCCUGGGACCACGACCGCGACCCCCAGAAAGUCAUCGAAGUGAUGCUGUCAGGUGAAAGCAAUAACAAGGGACAAGGAGCUCGCAGAGAGCGACUUCUCAUCGUGUCGGUUCCUACUAUCGGGGAGAAGAUGAUCGUCCGCCUCAAUGAGACCGAUGGAGAACAUCAAAUCCAGAUGCUCGACGAGAAAAACUCAAUGCACUCCCCACGGAUGAGCCUCGUUUAUUCGAAACAAGGAAAGCUCAAGAUGGUACUCGGAAACCUUAUGAUGCAAGCCGAGAUGUCCCCGAAAAAAUCCGAGCUCAUCCUCAGACGUGCCUCGAGCCACGAGGACGACAUCAACAUCGGCUAUGCCAUUCAGCGCAACACUCUGUCUGCCCGUCUCAACUGGACUCCGCGACUCAUGGCCGACUACGAAUCUGCGGCCAAGAACAUGCUGAAGGAGCUCCAGAAGAACCCCGACAACAAGCAGAACAGACAAUGGAAGAAGAUUUCCGAAUUCGUCGCUUCCGAAUCCCGGGCUUUCAGUGAAGAUAUCAAACCCAUGAUCACUGACCUGAAGAGGCUCUAUGAGCAGAACGCCUUGCAUUUGAAAACCGUCUCCGAAUCGAUGGUUCGCGCGGGUGAACACGUUUCCAGUUAUGCGAGAUCUGUUUCCGACCAAACAGACGAGAUCAUCCGAGAUUUGAAGCGUACCGUGGCACGUUACAACCAGCGUCUCGUCGUCGCCUCGUCGGUGAUCGAAGCCAUCCGACAGGAAAUCGUCGAGGAUAUCGUGCUCGCUAUCGAACGCUGGUUCAACCGGGUCGAGAAAUCGAUCUCCAAUGAGAACAUGCGGAAGCUUGUGCACAGUGUCAUCGAAUUCCUGAAGGAAGAGUACGAAGUCAUUGUCGGAGCGCUCGACUACGCCGUCGACAAGUACAUCUGCGAGUUUUCGAGCGAAGAAAGUCAGCUCAACAACAAGCGAUGCGGCUUCGCCUACGAACUCAAUUCUCAGAACCAGCAGCAAGGGUUGGCGAUGCGGGUGCCCAUGUUGGCGAUGAAGUCAUAAAGAUUACGAUUUUAGUUCUAUGUUUAUUUUGUGUUAAUAAAUGUUUUUGAUUGACUUCUUCCUA